UGAAUUUGAUUCCAAUCACUGUUGUUAUAUGGGAAACACUUGUUGAGUGAUUAGAAGGGUUUAAGUGUCUCCUUUUCCUUUCUUUCUGAAUCCCAUUCACAUAUUUAAUUCCAUUUUGCAAGUUCAUAAUAAGAAGAAAAAGCAACAGCUACAAAAGCUGAUAUGUGCUAGUACAAGUUAAGCCCCUUCACUGAUUAAUCUUGGAUUUUGUGCUGUUGCAUGUUGAGAAAAACUGAAAAGAUUCAAUUUUUAUCCAGUUGGCAGAUCAUUUGAUGGAUAAGUUUUUUUGCUUCAAUGCUGGUUGUGGUCAGUGUGUCAGGGGUGAGUCUUCUGGUAGUUCUGGCAAAGGAAAAAGUCGCGAGAAUAAAAUCAAAUAUGGUUUCAGCCUAGUGAAAGGCAAGGCCAGUCAUCCAAUGGAAGACUACCAUGUUGCUAAGUUUGUGCGGAUUGAUGGACAUGAGCUCGGGCUUUUUGCCAUAUUUGAUGGCCAUCUUGGGGAUGCAGUUCCUGCAUACCUGCAAAAACAUUUGUUUGACAAUAUCUUAAAGGAAGGCUCAUUCUGGACAGAUCCUGGCGGAUCAAUCUCAAAAGCCUAUGAGAAAACUGACCAGGAAAUUCUGUCUAACAGUUCGAACUUAGGGCGAGGUGGGUCCACUGCUGUGACUGCAAUUCUCAUAAAUGGUCAAAGAUUAUGGGUGGCGAAUGUUGGGGAUUCACGAGCUAUUCUGUCUCGUGGAGGCCAGGCUAUUCAGGUGACAAUAGACCAUGAGCCUAGUACUGAACGAGGCAGCAUUGAGAACAAAGGAGGCUUCGUCUCAAACAUGCCAGGAGACGUGCCUAGGGUGAAUGGACAGCUGGCCGUUUCUCGUGCUUUUGGAGAUAAAAGUCUCAAGUCACAUUUGCGUUCAGAUCCAGACAUUCUCGAUAUGAAUGUCGAUGUCAACUGCGACAUUCUUAUCCUUGGAAGUGAUGGUAUCUGGAAGGUAAUGACCAAUCAAGAAGCAGUCGACAUUGCUAGAAGACCAAAAGACCCUCAGAAAGCUGCGGAACAGUUAACUGCUGAAGCCUUGAACAGAGACAGUAAAGAUGAUAUUUCUUGUGUUGUUGUUAGAUUUAGGAAAUAAGCGUUCUUGUGAUGUGUUGCUUGUCCACUGCAGAAUUUAGGGGAAAGAAAGCAAUUGUCUUUUACAUGCAAAGCCAAUUUAUGCACAUAAACUAGAUUUAGGAUCUAUUACUCCAGAGUGACUGAAAGCUCUGGCAGUCAUAGACAGGAAAAUUACCCAAAAAGAUUAUAGGAAAAGAAGGUACAGUUAU
Molecule: messenger RNA, 1314 nt
Organism: Coffea eugenioides
Lineage: Eukaryota; Viridiplantae; Streptophyta; Magnoliopsida; Gentianales; Rubiaceae
Product: probable protein phosphatase 2C 9
Exons: 6
Coding region: 273-1124 (283 amino acids)
Biological process (GO): protein dephosphorylation
Cellular component (GO): nucleus; cytosol
Molecular function (GO): protein serine/threonine phosphatase activity
Source: RefSeq, a predicted model, not a curated record